Molecule: messenger RNA, 3429 nt
Organism: Danio rerio (zebrafish)
Lineage: Eukaryota; Metazoa; Chordata; Actinopteri; Cypriniformes; Danionidae
Source: RefSeq, a predicted model, not a curated record
ACUAAGCUGCGAGUGAGUCUUGUGGAGUGUUUCGUUGGAGCUGCUGGUUGCAUCAAAGCUUGUUCCUGAUACCUGUGGCUGCAAAUCAACACCGAGGCAACCAAACGCCUCUUCCCUGUGGAGCUCCCCGGGUUAUGGCCAUCUAAAAUCUCACGGCACAACAACACAACAACCACCUGAGAAAAAAACAACUCAUAAAGGUUUGGAUCUACUUGAGGCUGAAUCCAGAGCAUCGACAUGGGAAAACAAAACAGCAAGCUCCGUCCCGAGGUGAUCCAGGAUCUGCUGGACAACACAGAUUUCACAGAGCAUGAGAUCUUGGAGUGGUAUAAGGGUUUUCUGCGGGACUGUCCCAGCGGGGCGCUCAGCAUGGACGAGUUCAAGAAGAUCUACGGCAACUUCUUCCCCUAUGGAGACGCAUCAAAGUUCGCAGAGCAUGUCUUCCGGACCUUCGACGCCAAUGGAGAUGGGACAAUAGAUUUCAGAGAGUUCAUCAUUGCGCUGAGUGUAACAUCACGUGGCCGCUUGGAUCAGAAGCUUAAAUGGGCCUUCAGCAUGUACGAUCUAGACGGCAACGGAUACAUCAGCAAGGCGGAGAUGCUGGAGAUUGUGCAGGCCAUCUACAAGAUGGUAUCUUCUGUGAUGAAAAUGCCAGAGGACGAGUCCACACCUGAGAAGCGCACAGACAAGAUCUUCCGUCAGAUGGACACAAAUCGUGAUGGUAAGCUGUCACUCGAAGAGUUUGUAGAGGGUGCAAAGAACGACCCAUCCAUCGUGCGACUUUUGCAGUGUGACCCCAGCAGCGCCGGCCAGUGAAUCAACAGCAGUCUCCCAACAGUCAUAACCUCUCGUACACAAAAUCGUUCCGUCCCAUCUCCUUUUGAACAUCAACAGAGCCUGGACUCCAAAACUACACCCCUCAGUGUCUGAGGAUUUCACACUGAACACCAUGUUUGUUUUUUUAGGGUCACUGAGAUUGUGGACACUGAGAUGUGUCUCUCUUUACUUUAAAUAACUCAUAUAAGGCUUUUUUUUGUUGCUAAAAACACAAAAGGCAGUGAUGUAAUUGGCAUCACUUGUUCAUUUUUGGUAUUGAAAUUAACCCUUAAAAAGGGCUCGAAAUAUAAACAGAGGUUGCCUGAGAUGGAGCUGAAGCGAAAAUUUUCCAAGCACGCAAAAAUGCACAGAACGAUAAAGUAAACACUUUGUCAAAAAUCAUAGCUUAUUUAAUAAUUAAUAUUUUUAAGAGUUUACUAAAUUAAGUCAUUUUACACAUAUAUUAACAAAUAUCAUUCCUAAGGGUUCCUAGUGUUUCAAUUACAUUCAGCACAUACAUUUAUUUAUGAGAAGCACUUGGGCGUUUUUUUUUACUUGAAGUGUUUUUCCAACAUUUAUUGCAUUAUGUCAGAAAGCCUGUGCUAGAUAUUCUUAAAGGGGUAUAUUUUGUCAUGAUGGUGCUCCUUUUAUGAGCAUCCGUAUAAUCUUUAAAAUAAAAAUAAAAAUACACUUUUUUUAAACUUUAAUAUUCGCUGCAUACUGUAGGACUGACUAACCGUAUAGUUGGACGAUAUCAUUAAGCAAAGAACUAUUUUCAUAGGGACAAAUAUAAUAUCAAUCCUGCUGCUUCAAAAAAAAAAAAGAGAGAAAACAUGAAAAAGUAUUAGGGGAAAAUGUAGAUAUAAUUUAUGGUCCAGUGAUACAAAUGUAUCACAACACAAAAAAAAGACGUUUUCUUUUAUUUCAAAUAAUCCUUUGUACAGUAAAAGCCAAUAUAGGCACGUUCUGAAAACAUAGCCCUAUAUUACCUUCAUGUGGAUGGCAUCUCCGCUGUUAGCAGUUUGUCCGAUUGCUCGACAUGUACAACAGAGUUCGAGUCGGGUGAAAAACAGUUCCAGAAAGCACGUAAGACAAAAGCAGAAGCCAAAAAAUAAAAUUAACAAGUAAAUAAGAGGGUGAGAAUGUAGUCAAAUCUGAAAACCUGGUAAAAAUCAGGCGAGGGUUUUUCUUUUUUCUGGUUUGCUUUUCAAAACACUGCUUGGCUUUAGGGAAGUGGAUGGGCGGGUCAAUCGGUGCUUCUUAAAAUACUAUUGGUUGAGUUUAGGGAAGGGGGAGGGCAGGAAAUCGGUCGAUUGGUCAGUCAGUCAGUCAGUCAAUCAACAGCGGCCUCUAAAGGAAAUACGUGAGAACAGCAGGCGCAAACGGCAUCUGACAAAGAGUGCACAGCGGCCUCUGCUGGAUUCCCGAAGACAAAACAAUCAAAAAGUGCAAAUAAACGUACCCCCUGGGACGUAUUUUGCUCUCUCCAGACUAGAAAUGUAUAUAAUGGUACGUUUUCAGAAUGAGCCUGGGUUGGUGAACGCAUAUCUAUUUAAGACUGUAACAAUGAACAGCGAAGACCACACGUUUCUAUGCACAUUCACAUUAGACCAUUUACUUAUCGACCAGCCAACAGAAUCCCUUCAGCUUGUUAUAAUUUCUAGACGCCGAUGCAGUCAAAGCUCUGCCCACACAGUCAGCUGUCAAAUAAAAAGUACAUAUUUUAGAUGUACCUUAAGACGAAGUGAAUGUUGUUUGACAUAGGGAGCUGAAGCUUGACUGAAUCUUGUCUUAUUGAAAUCUUGGUAUCCGAUUCUUAUAUAUCAUGGGAAACAGCUUAAAUCAUUUUGCACGUUCUACAUGUGGAUCUGCACCUCAAACUGAAUGUAUUCUCUUCAUUAACUGGUACUUUCUGUACAUUUCAGGAUGUGUGUAUGUGGUGCUUUUUUCAUGUGUAUUCAGUGUUUGUCUAUGCAUGUAUUUUGACCAGCACUUGAGUUGAAAAGAAAUACUGUCGGUGACUUUUGAAGCAAUUGGGGUGUAGGAUAUUAAUGUGUACGAUUAUUUCUGCACAACCUCAGGGUUAGAAGUGGUUUGAACGUGCAAGUGUAAAUGGAUGGCAUAUGCUUUUUUCUGUCAUGCAAAUCUGUAGUCCAUUAUAUAAAUACACAAACACUCGCUCACAUGCAAACCACGUCAUAUUUGUAAGAUGGGUAGCCAUUAUAAGCUUUCUGUGGUUUCCACUGAAGUUGCUGUGAAGUCAAGGUUGUAAUGAUCAAAUUUAUUUAAGCCAUUAGAACAAUUUGUGAAGGAGCUUGAAAUCAAAACUAAUCGCUGCUGAUGAGUUUUGCUUUUUAAAUUCUCCUUAAAAAUAUAUAUAUUCUUCAUUUCUAAACCCCACGAGACAGCAACAUGUGGUCAAGUGCCAAACACAGGUAAAUAUAUAUGGCAAACCAACAGUGUUCUAUCACUUUAUGCUGUACAACUGUUAUCUGUCAAACUAAAUGUUUGUCACUUUGUAGUUUUUAUAUGGUAACCUGUACAUUGUGUGUGUAGGUAUUAUUAACGCAGGCAUCUGUUUUGAUUAUAUCAUAAAUAAAAAUCUGAAAUAAA